This is a messenger RNA of Haemonchus placei, 615 nucleotides long. The record is from the annotation of a GenBank genome assembly. Lineage: Eukaryota; Metazoa; Nematoda; Chromadorea; Rhabditida; Trichostrongylidae.
AUGGAUCAAGAACCCGAGUCGAAGCCCCUGGCUUGCCUGCCCAACGUAAAGAAUUCGCCUCCCGAUAUGUCUCCGAACGGAGAAGCUGAGGUUGGAUAUAAUGAAGGCGAAACUCCGCAACAAUCUACGGAAACGCCAUCUCAGCAAGCAUCUGCUUCCACAAGUGCGGAACUCUCUCACGCAAAACAGGGAGAAGCGUACGAUUCGGAAUCCAAAAAGCCCAGUUCUGGGCUCCUGACGCGCGGUCGUCGAGCGAUUGUCAAGCCUCGAGUGGUGGUUGUAAAAGACCAAUGCUUUGAACAGGCUGCAUCAAAAGACGGAGACUCCAAAAAUGCCAUCGCAAUAAGUAAAGCGCCCAUAUCAGGUUUGGACGAAUCAUCCCCGGAGAGUUCAACUCCUGUCGAAGAUGCUACCGGUCAACAUGAGAAGGCAACUGUUGCCAAUGAAUUGUCUGAGACUGGUGAAAAGGCUCCGGUGCUCCUUAGACGUGGUCGACGUCCAUUAAUCAAACCUAUAGUGCCAAAAUCUGAAACAAACAAUAAAAAAGCUGAUGAAACUAGUCAAAUUAAUGCCGGAAGUGAUGGCCCUACUGACAAGGUGGAGGUUUUCUCAUAA